UUGCUUAUUGUACUUCAUUCUGUAGUAAUCCGAUCAGAGCAUAAUACACUGUAAUCGACGGCAAGAGAUACACAAAAUUUUGUUUACAUUGAGUAACAUCCACUAUGAUCAACGUGGAUAGUUUGUUAGAGUCCGGUGUCGGCUACUCUCAAGGAAUUAACUCACCUAUCAAUGAAAAUAUUGACAUGCAAUCGGGUUGGCAUGACAUUGAAAGCUUAUCCAUGAUGUACCAAGACAACACUCCAUACGAAAAUGGAAUGCUGCAGGCUCUUGACCAAAUGAGAGCAGCCAACAUGUCCGGGAAACACGAAAUCUCCGAUGUUGCUGGAAACCGUUCUCCGUGCGAGCAGAGGGAGACUUAUGAUGAACUCCUUGAUUAUGACUUUAUUCUCGCAAAUACCGUGGAAAGCCAGAGUUUAUAUUCUGAGGACAAUUGUUUGAAAAUUAAACAGGAGCAAUCUCAGUCCAAUAUGAUUGGUGGAGACGCGUUACCAGACUUUCAUUCCACCUUCCUAGAUAUUCCUGAUAUUAAAUUUGACAAUGAUGUGAACAAUAGUCUACCAAAUGAAAUGGAAACCAUGAAAAUGGACUUCAACAAAUACAUUGUUCCAAAACAAGAAUUCGGACACGCAACUGUUUCUAGUUCUUGUGCAUCUUACAUGGGCAACAAAUCGCCUGUGAUGACAAUGUCCCGCUUAACCUGCAAUGUCACGCCAGUAUCCCCGCAGCACCAACAGAUGCAUUAUCCAGUCAACAUUCCUAGCAAUAUGUCCCCACCAUCAUCUCCAGAAAUGCAAAACGAUCUCCCAAAAUACCGCGCACCUCUUCAGAUGCUGCAACAGCAGCAACAAAGUCACUUCCACCGCAUGGCUCCACAGCAAAUCCACCCUCUCCAAAACCAGCAGUACCUGAUGAACACCAAUCCAUACAUGCCAAAAAUGCAACAACAGCACAUGUUGCAAGUCCCACACCAGAUGAUCACACCACCGUCAUCACCGCAACUUGUUGACCUGUUGCUGCCACCGCCAACUGUUGAUUCAACCGCCGCUCAACCAAAGAAGCGAGGCCGACGAACCUGGGGCCGAAAACGCCAGACAAGCCACACCUGCACGCACCCCGGCUGUAACAAAACGUACACCAAAAGUUCCCAUCUCAAGGCGCAUUUGCGAACACACACAGGUGAAAAACCAUACGCAUGCACAUGGAAAGGCUGUGGAUGGAAGUUCGCGCGAUCUGACGAACUUACAAGGCAUUACAGGAAACACACUGGCGAUCGCCCCUUCCAAUGCCAUCUCUGCGAGAGAGCCUUCUCAAGGAGUGACCAUUUGUCCCUGCACAUGAAACGCCACAUAUAGACACGAGCCGAUGUGCAAAUCGUCUUGCUUGAAGCAAUACUGUUCCAUAGGAAUUGUUGGAAGAAGACGAAACCUUUUCAAUAAUUUGACUACAAACAAAAAAUUGCUAUUCAAAGUUUGAAAAAAGCAAUAUGCAACAUUUUAGCAUACUUGUAGUCAGAAGGUUAUGUCUUCAGUCGUAUUUUUUCCGGAAGUCAGGCUGGACCGUUUCGGAUUUUACGACACUGCGAGGGCUGUUCGCCCCGAGUGGCCCCUGAGCAGAGAGAGACGAAGGGUUAAAGCUAUAUAGAUAUUUGAACUGUUUUGUAAAAACACAAGUAUUUGAAACAGUUGUUCCUUUGAUAGAGUAUAGCAUAUUAUCGCAGCUAUGCAACUGCCACCAACCUACUAAUAACUCACUGUACCUUUGUAUUAAGUUUACUUACUGGCAGCGAAAGUAUUGUAAUUAUCAAUCAAAAGUGCAAUUUUUAUUUUUGCCUUUUGUGCCUAGUUUGCACGUUUGAACGACUGGUUUCGGAUGAAAUUACUGUAGAUCUUUUAUGAUCACUUUGUAUACGAAAAAUAUUUAUAUAUAUACUCGAAACUAUGAUUUUCAACGAAGAGCCUAUUGAGAUUUUAGAAAAUGUGCUUGAUAAUUAAUAUUCUUAAAAAGAAUCUACGGAAUAAUUGUGUUCAUUAAUUUGCUUCCUUACAAUAAUAGCAGGUUAGGUAUUGAAGAAAACCGUUUGAUUGUUAUUAUGUGUUGGUGCUUAUAUAUUAUAUUAUCUGAUUCACUGUUAAUUUAUUUUGUUGUACAUGUAACAUACACACUAGUCAAUUAUUCUAAUAUUGUUAUACUGAGAGUGCCAUGUUGGAUGCCCAGCGGGCCUGGGCUGGUUGUGUCACAUAAAAUUAUAUACUGUUAUUUAUUUUGAUGGUACGAAAUAAAAUAUAUUGAAACUAAAA
Magallana angulata is the source of this 2300-nucleotide messenger RNA. RefSeq names its product Krueppel-like factor 3. Gene Ontology annotation, molecular function: DNA-binding transcription factor activity, RNA polymerase II-specific; RNA polymerase II cis-regulatory region sequence-specific DNA binding. The transcript has 2 exons. Gene Ontology annotation, biological process: regulation of transcription by RNA polymerase II. Bases 105 to 1355 code for a protein of 416 amino acids. Lineage: Eukaryota; Metazoa; Mollusca; Bivalvia; Ostreida; Ostreidae. The record is from RefSeq and is a predicted model, not a curated record.